GACUUGGCGGCUAAAGUAUAACGUGGAAAAUAACCAGAUAUCUAAUCUAUAUUUGUAUUAUGAAAUUUUCCAGUCAAUGGCAUCCAGUACACCUAACGCGUCUCUUCCUUCCUCUAAACUUCCUUCCUCUUUCCUGCAAUUCCUCCAUUAACAACCCCCUCCCCCUCUACACCCUCUCCGAUCAUAUAUAUUUAUUUUUAUAUCAAUAUAUAUACGUAUAUUCAUAACUUUCAUGAUCUUGUGUACAUUAGGCACAUAUAUAGUUUUACGUGACAUAAAUCAAUAAUGGUUGAUGCAAAUAUGGGUGCGGCUGGUGGUCAAUUCCCUGAGUUUCCUAACAUUGUGACUCACGGUGGACAAUAUGUUCAGUAUGAUAUUUUUGGUAAUUUCUUUGAGAUCACCACCAAAUAUCGGCCUCCUAUUAUGCCUAUUGGCCGUGGCGCUUAUGGAAUCGUCUGCUCGGUGUUUAAUGCGGAGCUGAAUGAGAUGGUUGCAGUUAAGAAAAUUGCCAAUGCAUUUGAUAAUUACAUGGAUGCUAAGAGGACGCUCCGCGAGAUAAAGCUUCUUCGCCAUUUAGACCAUGAAAAUGUCAUUGGUUUAAGAGACGUGAUUCCUCCGCCCUUACGAAGGGAGUUUUCUGAUGUUUACAUUGCUACUGAACUCAUGGAUACCGAUCUUCACCAAAUAAUUAGAUCCAACCAAGGUUUAUCAGAGGAUCAUUGCCAGUACUUCAUGUAUCAGCUUCUCCGUGGGCUAAAAUACAUACAUUCAGCGAAUGUUAUUCAUAGAGAUCUCAAACCAAGCAACCUUUUGCUUAAUGCAAAUUGUGAUCUUAAGAUAUGUGAUUUUGGUCUUGCUAGGCCAAACCUAGAGAAUGAGAAUAUGACGGAAUAUGUAGUAACCAGAUGGUACAGAGCACCGGAGCUUUUGUUGAACUCGUCAGAUUACACUGAAGCCAUAGACGUUUGGUCUGUUGGUUGCAUCUUCAUGGAGCUUAUGAAUAGAAAGCCUUUGUUUGCUGGAAAAGAUCAUGUACAUCAAAUACGCUUGCUAACUGAGCUUCUUGGUACCCCAACAGAAUCUGAUCUGAGCUUCCUCCGAAAUGAAGAUGCAAAGAGAUACAUCAGGCAACUCCCACAACAUCCACGCCAGCAGUUAGCAAAAGUGUUCCCUCAUGUGAAUUCAUUAGCCAUUGAACUUGUAGAUAAAAUGUUGACACUCAACCCUACUGGAAGAAUUACAGUUGAGGAAGCAUUAGCUCAUCCCUACCUUGCAAAGCUCCAUGAUGCAGCUGAUGAACCAGUCUGCCCCGUCCCAUUCUCCUUUGACUUUGAGCAACAAGGGAUAGGAGAAGAGCAGAUUAAGGAUAUGAUUUAUCAGGAAGCCUUGGUACUGAAUCCUGAAUAUGCUUAAAAAUAAGAGAAAAUCAGUUCUUCUCUUGCUUCCCUUUUUAUCUGGAGUAUCUACAUUACCUAGUGUGGCUUUUCUUGCUUGGGCCAGCCCUCUCAGAGUUUUUGUUCACAGGGUCGGUAAUCCUUGGCAACUUUAAUGUAAGGAAGCUAUCAAUAGAUCUUUCUUUUUAUUUUUUCUUAAUUACGGUGGUGUCCGGGCUAGCUUGUGUGCACCUAGAUUAUUCCAUUGGAUAUUUGCUACCUCCCACCAGCACAAACAUUUAUGUCUUCCACUCAUUUUUAUGACUUGUAUCUUGUGUUCUGUAUUCAGCUUAUUGUAGUCUGUAUUUUUGUCCUGUGUAUCAUGUUGUAUUAUGUACAGUGGGAGUGUACUGAAAAGUAACUCAGUAGCAUGUAAAAAAGCUAUCCAGAAUCUAUUGUCAUUUUGAAAAUGAGUGUAUUUCUGUGUUCAA
Capsicum annuum is the source of this 1864-nucleotide messenger RNA. Its product is annotated as mitogen-activated protein kinase 3. The record is from RefSeq and is a predicted model, not a curated record. Gene Ontology annotation, biological process: intracellular signal transduction; protein phosphorylation. Gene Ontology annotation, cellular component: cytoplasm; nucleus. The transcript is spliced from 6 exons. NCBI's taxonomy places the organism in Eukaryota, Viridiplantae, Streptophyta, Magnoliopsida, Solanales, Solanaceae. Bases 286 to 1413 code for a protein of 375 amino acids. Gene Ontology annotation, molecular function: ATP binding; MAP kinase activity.